This is a messenger RNA of Solanum verrucosum, 1689 nucleotides long. Its product is annotated as vacuolar protein sorting-associated protein 9A-like. Lineage: Eukaryota; Viridiplantae; Streptophyta; Magnoliopsida; Solanales; Solanaceae. The record is from RefSeq and is a predicted model, not a curated record. Gene Ontology annotation, molecular function: small GTPase binding; guanyl-nucleotide exchange factor activity. Gene Ontology annotation, cellular component: endocytic vesicle; cytosol. The transcript is spliced from 5 exons. Bases 57 to 1568 code for a protein of 503 amino acids. Gene Ontology annotation, biological process: vesicle-mediated transport.
GUAUCAGAAAUUCGUAGAGAGAGAGAGAGAGAGAGUCGCCGGCCGUCGAUCUGAAAAUGGAGAACAGCGACGUGUUAGGAUCGUCUACUGCACCAUUGACGUGGCAUGAUUUCCUUCAACGAAUGCGUGAUCCAACCGCUGCCGAUUUCGUCAAAUCCAUCAAAAGUUUUAUUGUAUCAUUUUUGAACAAUGCUCCGGACGCAGAGAGGGAUAGUGCAGCCGUGCAGGAGUUCCUUGGAAAUAUGGAAACAGCAUUCAGAGCUCAUUCACUUUGGGCUGGAUGUUCCGAGGAGGAGUUGGAGAGUGCUGGUGAAGGACUUGAGAAGUAUGUCAUGACGAAGCUAUUUACACGUACAUUUGCUUCACUUCCUGAAGAUGUGAAAGUUGAUGAACAGCUUCAUGAGAAAAUUGCUUUGAUUCAACAAUUUGUUAGGCCUGAGAAUUUGGAUAUCAAGCCAACAUUUCAAAAUGAAUCAUCAUGGUUGCUUGCGCAGAAGGAGCUACAAAAGAUAAAUAUGUACAGGGCACCAAGAGACAAACUUGUGUGUAUUCUUAAUUGUUGCAAGGUUAUCAAUAAUCUCCUGACUUCUGUUUCAGCAAAGGAUAACCCUCCAGGAGCAGAUGAUUUUCUUCCCGUUCUCAUAUAUGUCACCAUAAAGGCUAACCCCCCUCAGCUGCACUCAAAUCUACUGUAUAUACAAAGGUUUAGGCGGCAAACCCGCUUGGUUUCUGAAGCGGCAUACUUCUUCACAAACAUUCUUUCUGCAGAAUCUUUCAUUUCGAAUAUUGAUGCACAAGCUCUUUCUAUGGAUGAGACCGAGUUUGAAACAAAUAUGGAGUCUGCUCGAGCACUUCUUUCUGGUCUUUCAGCCGACAACAAUGUACUGGACCAGAGUGAUCAGAACGCUGGACCUGUUCCUGGUGCAGACACGUCUGACACCAAACAAAGUUUUAGGUCAAAUAGGCCUCCACACCCUGCUACACAGCCAAAUUUCUCAGUUGCAUCAACAGAAACAAACAUCAAGAACGAGGAUCAGUAUGUUAAAAGCCAGUCAUCAAUGGAAAAGAUCCCGUCACUGUCGGAUCUAGAAAACAGAGGGGCUAGUAUGCUGAUCAAGGAGGAUAGCAUCAGCCAAGUGUUCCAAAGUUUCCCCUACCUAUAUUCCCAGGCUGGUGAUCUAACAGUGGGUGAUAUCGAAGAACUACUAACCAAUUACAAGCGCCUAGUUAUCAAGUAUGUUUGCCUUGCUAAAGGAUCAGGCAUUGACAAUCCAUCUCCACCAUUGCCCAAUAAUGAAGGACAAACUCAGCACCCUGAAUUUGAAUUCAACACCGAAUCUGAAGUUGCCUCAGCAGGAGGGCUAAUUGAUGAGACACAGAAAGACAAGCCAAUCGAUGAGACACAGAAAGAUGAGCCAAUUGAUGAAACACAGAAAGACGAGCCAAUUGAUGAUACGCAGAAAGACAGGCCCGUGGAUUCUUCACUACUUGCAAAGUCUCUCGAGUCAGAUGAAUCAAAGUUAAAGGAAAAUGAAGAACUUUCAAGUAAGGGUGAAGAAGGGAGUUAGGUUUUACAGAUAAAUUCAGUGGAAAACUCAUAUAGAAUCAUGUGAUGUCUAAAGUUGUAUCUGUAUUUUUUAACAGCAAAAUGAGUAUCUACUUGAUUCUUUCUGGACAGUAGAAUAACCU